AUGCAUCGUUUCGAUGAUGAGCCGCUGGUGGCCGAUCCAUACGCGGAGCAGGACACUAAUCAUAUGUUCAUACCAUUUCUUGUUGCUUUUGCUUGCUUCUUUCCUGUUCUCUUUUGCUUAUGUAAAUUGUAA
Messenger RNA from Gongylonema pulchrum, 132 nucleotides. The record is from the annotation of a GenBank genome assembly. NCBI's taxonomy places the organism in Eukaryota, Metazoa, Nematoda, Chromadorea, Rhabditida, Gongylonematidae.